AUGGAUGUCAUCGAGAUCUCUCUUGGGGUCGUGCUGCUGAUACAGAUCAUCUCUGGUAUCUCAGUGAAUGCCUUCCUCCUUUUGUUUUACACCAGCACAGUCUCUGCCAGCCACAAGUUUAGCUCCUCAGACCUGAUCUUUGCCCACCUGGCCAUGGCCAAUACUAUCAUCCUUCUCACCAGUGGACUCCUAGAGACCAUGUCAGCCUGGGGACUGAGAAAUUUCCUUAACAAUAUCGGAUGUAAAAUCCUCUUGUACCUUUAUCGAGUGUCCCGGGGCCUGGCCAUCUGCACCACCUGCCUCCUGAGCAUCUUCCAGGCCAUCACCAUCAGUCCCGGCACCUCCCGCUGGGUAGGAGUCAAAGCCAGAUUACCCAAGUGUAUCAUCCCCUGCUGCCUCUUCUCUUGGAUCUUCAAUCUGCUACUAGAAAUGAUUACGCCAAUGAACUUCACUGGUCCCCAGAACAAUAGCAGUGUUCGAUACCCCCUGGACCUCAAAUACUGCUCAAGGGUCAGCCUCAGUGCAACGAUCAACCAGGUAGUCGCAGUUGUGCUUUCCACCAGAGAUCUGCUGUUUGUGGCACUCAUGAGUGUGGCCAGUGGCUACAUGGUGUAUGUCCUGUGCAGACACCACCGGCGGGUUCAACACCUUCACAGGCCUGGCCACUCCCCCAGGGCAAUGCCCGAGGUCACAGCGGCCAAGAGGGUUGUUGCCCUGGUGAUGCUCUAUGUCCUCCUCUAUGGGAGACAGUCGAUCACACUGAGUUUUAUAUUGAACAUGAAAGAAAGUCCCCCUCUGUUGUUGAAUGCCCACAUGGUGCUAUCAUUCACCUUCUCCACCCUCAGUCCGUUCCUGGUGAUUCACAGUGACCGGCGGAUGAGAAUUUUUGUCCAUAGGAAAUCUGCUUCCAGCUUAGAUCCCUCUUAG
This is a messenger RNA of Ornithorhynchus anatinus (platypus), 927 nucleotides long. Its product is annotated as vomeronasal 1 receptor ornAnaV1R3253. Lineage: Eukaryota; Metazoa; Chordata; Mammalia; Monotremata; Ornithorhynchidae. Gene Ontology annotation, cellular component: membrane. Gene Ontology annotation, molecular function: pheromone receptor activity. Bases 1 to 927 code for a protein of 308 amino acids. The record is from RefSeq and is marked inferred. The transcript has a single exon. Gene Ontology annotation, biological process: G protein-coupled receptor signaling pathway.